Messenger RNA from Mesocestoides corti, 252 nucleotides. The record is from the annotation of a GenBank genome assembly. Lineage: Eukaryota; Metazoa; Platyhelminthes; Cestoda; Cyclophyllidea; Mesocestoididae.
AUGGAUCGAGGGGACGAUUGCACGCCGACACGGCAAGGUCACGUUCGACGUGACGGUGGGUCACGACACGUGGUCAAGGCAUCGCAACCAGCUCCGAUGGAGACAAGGAUCUGCGACAACAAAUCGCCUGACCAGCGUCCAACAGGAUGUGCUGUUCGACACUUUUCAGCUGCCACCACCGGUCGCAAUGCUAGUGAAAACGAACGGAGAUCAACUAGCAGCGGACAGGUCUUCACCUCCAAGGCAGAGUAG